Messenger RNA from Arabidopsis thaliana (thale cress), 496 nucleotides. Its product is annotated as RING/U-box protein with C6HC-type zinc finger protein. NCBI's taxonomy places the organism in Eukaryota, Viridiplantae, Streptophyta, Magnoliopsida, Brassicales, Brassicaceae. Bases 197 to 496 code for a protein of 99 amino acids. The transcript has 2 exons. Gene Ontology annotation, molecular function: RNA-DNA hybrid ribonuclease activity; nucleic acid binding. The record is from RefSeq and is marked reviewed.
UGGGAACUCAAGAUGGCCAAAAACCGUCACCAGUUCUGAUUUAUAUAGACUUUACUUCAAGGGUUUGAUAAGGGAGGAAACAAGAGGGUUUGUGGCAGGAUUUGGUGUUGCAAUUUGCGGCCAAGAGGACAAUCUCUUGUUUCAAGUGAAAAGUUCACUUCAUGACUCCGCAAUUACAGUUUUGGAGGCUGAACUUAUGGCAUUGAAGCUAGGACUAACUGAAGCCGUGAGUUUGGGGAUCACUCAUAUCUCAAUCUACUGCGAUCAUUUUCAGAUUUUUGAACUGGUUAUGUGGAGAUCAGUGCCUGAUAAAGAUAGCAUUGCAAUGAUAAUGUAUGAUGUGCAACGCAUAAGACAACAAUUGACAUCAAGCACACCUCUUCUGGUGACUGGAAAUCAAACUAAUAAGUUAGCUUAUGAACUUGCACUAGAAACACUAGUUUCAGAAAUCAGCAUAAGUAUCGAAGAGAAAGCUCUAACAUGUGACAAAAAUUAA